CCUGGGCACAUAUAUAAACCCUGUAUUCUUUCUGGCAAGCACGCACUGGGUUUCUACCUUGAGAACAUCCUACACAAGAUUUCACCCCCACCCAACAACAACCAUGAGGGAAAUCGUCCACAUCCAAGCUGGCCAGUGCGGCAACCAGAUCGGCGCCAAGUUCUGGGAGGUGAUCUCCGACGAGCACGGCAUUGACCCCACCGGCACCUACCACGGUGACUCCGACCUUCAGUUGGAAAGAAUCAAUGUCUACUACAACGAGGCUACAGGAGGCAAGUAUGUCCCCCGUGCCGUGCUGGUCGACCUGGAGCCAGGCACCAUGGAUUCUGUCCGAUCUGGUCCCUUCGGACAGAUCUUCCGUCCAGACAACUUCGUCUUCGGUCAGAGCGGUGCUGGCAACAACUGGGCCAAGGGUCACUACACAGAAGGCGCCGAGCUGGUAGACUCCGUGCUGGAUGUUGUUCGCAAAGAGGCAGAGAGCUGUGACUGUUUACAAGGCUUCCAACUGACCCACUCUCUGGGUGGUGGCACUGGGUCUGGCAUGGGCACACUCCUCAUCAGUAAGAUCAGGGAGGAGUACCCCGACAGAAUCAUGAACACUUUCUCCGUUGUACCAUCACCGAAGGUGUCCGACACAGUCGUCGAGCCCUACAACGCCACCCUGUCAGUCCAUCAGUUGGUUGAGAACACAGAUGAAAGUUACUGUAUCGACAACGAGGCUCUGUACGACAUCUGCUUCAGAACCUUGAAGCUGACCACACCCACCUACGGUGACCUCAACCAUCUUGUAUCAGCCACCAUGUCCGGAGUGACCACUUGUCUGAGGUUCCCUGGUCAACUGAACGCCGAUCUUCGUAAAUUGGCUGUCAACAUGGUGCCCUUCCCCCGUCUUCACUUCUUCAUGCCCGGCUUCGCACCCCUCACCUCAAGAGGAAGCCAACAGUACCGUGCACUCACCGUGCCCGAGCUCACCCAGCAGAUGUUUGAUGCCAAGAACAUGAUGGCUGCCUGUGAUCCCCGUCACGGUCGCUACCUGACAGUGGCUGCCAUGUUCCGUGGCCGCAUGUCCAUGAAGGAGGUUGAUGAACAGAUGCUCAACGUCCAGAACAAGAACAGCAGCUACUUCGUGGAAUGGAUCCCAAACAACGUCAAGACCGCCGUCUGUGACAUCCCACCACGUGGUCUCAAGAUGUCUUCAACCUUCAUCGGCAACAGCACCGCCAUCCAGGAGCUGUUCAAGCGCAUCUCCGAGCAGUUCACAGCUAUGUUCAGGAGAAAGGCUUUCCUCCAUUGGUACACUGGCGAGGGCAUGGACGAGAUGGAGUUCACUGAGGCCGAGUCCAACAUGAACGACUUGGUGUCCGAGUACCAGCAGUACCAGGAUGCCACCGCCGAGGAAGAGGGCGAGUUCGGCGAGGAAGAGGGAGAAGAAGAGGCAGCAUAAACAUGUCACGUGAUCUUACUGACCUUGACCAAAAAAUGUUCUUCACAAGCAACUUGUAUUCUUAUUGAUGUCAGAUUUUGUUCAUAACACAAUCACAGUAGAGGCUUUGUUACUUUUGAUACUAUUUAUAUUUAUUUGUUGUUUACAAACAUCCAUAUAUGACUGAAUCUACUUACAUUUACAUAUCUGAAUCACGUCAAAAAUAAAGUUGGCUUUGAAGUUUUAAAA
Haliotis rufescens (red abalone) is the source of this 1672-nucleotide messenger RNA. RefSeq names its product tubulin beta-4B chain-like. The record is from RefSeq and is a predicted model, not a curated record. Lineage: Eukaryota; Metazoa; Mollusca; Gastropoda; Lepetellida; Haliotidae. Gene Ontology annotation, biological process: mitotic cell cycle; microtubule cytoskeleton organization. Gene Ontology annotation, cellular component: cytoplasm; microtubule. The coding region runs from base 104 to 1444 and encodes 446 amino acids. Gene Ontology annotation, molecular function: GTP binding; GTPase activity; structural constituent of cytoskeleton. The transcript has 3 exons.